This is a messenger RNA of Bacillus rossius redtenbacheri, 8179 nucleotides long. RefSeq names its product protein dopey-1 homolog. The transcript has 34 exons. The record is from RefSeq and is a predicted model, not a curated record. NCBI's taxonomy places the organism in Eukaryota, Metazoa, Arthropoda, Insecta, Phasmatodea, Bacillidae. Gene Ontology annotation, cellular component: endosome; trans-Golgi network. Bases 388 to 7644 code for a protein of 2418 amino acids. Gene Ontology annotation, biological process: Golgi to endosome transport.
CGGUAGAACGUGGGUGUUUAUGCAGGUGUUGAGAGUACAAAAUUACGUUAAGCUUGGAAAGACUGUCGCAUAUCCCGAGAAAUCAGUCGACUAUAAAUGUGAUAAGGAAGUUUUUGGGUUGACGUGUAUUUGAAAUAUUGGCAUUGUCAAUUUUUGGGUUUUAUUCUUUAUUUGGCGGAAUGUUUGUAAUUUAAUAUUGUGAUUCUUCUACAAGUUUAGUGUGUGAAGUGUUUUGAUUUGGUGGUUAAAUUGAUUGCUUUACAAUAGAACUGUUUAUUGUAAGCGUAGUUACACGGACACUUAUAGGCUUUGUAAGAGACAGGAAUGAGGAAGAACAAGAGGUGGUGACCAUUCGCGAAGCAGCUCGCAGCGGGUGGUGAAGCAGCCAUGGGUUCUCUAGCCCUCGAAGAAUACGAGCUGAUGAAGGACUCCAAGUACAGGGUGUACGUGUCUGCUGUGGAUAAAGCCUUGAAAAGCUUUGAGUACACUAGUGAAUGGGCUGACUUGAUAUCUGCGUUAGGGAAAUUGAAUAAGGUGUUGCUGACGUACAUGAAGUUCCCUGUGAUACCCCGCCGCAUCAAGAUCAGCAAGCGCCUGGCACAAUGCAUGCACCCCGCCCUCCCCUCUGGAGUGCACCUGAAGGCCCUCGAGACCUACGACAUCAUCUUCAAGUGCAUGGGGACAAACAGGCUGAGUCAGGAACUGUUCAUCUACAGCUCAGGCCUGUUUCCCUUGCUGGGACAUGCAGCCAUGAACGUGCGACCGUUGUUGCUGACGGUGUACGAGACUCACUUUGUUCCUCUCGGGGAGCGGCUGCGUCCCGGUCUGAGUGGUUUCCUCAGCGGAGUGCUUCCCGGGCUGGAGGAGGGCUCGGACCACUUCGACAGAACCAACUCCCUGCUGGAGAAGGUGUGUGCGGAGGUGGGGCCGAGCCACUUCUAUGGCUGCCUUUGGGACUGCCUGGCGAGCAACUGUAGCAUCCGCCUGCCGGCCAUCUCGUACGUCCUGUCCCACUUCAACAAGAAGCUGACCAUGGAGGACCAGCUCUACAUCAUGGGCACCAACAUUGAUGUGAUGGUGAACGCACUGUGCGCAUGUGUGCAAGACAGCAGCGUGCUAGUGCAGCGAAGUGCACUGGACCUCCUGCUGAUAGGCUUCCCCAUGCACAAUAGCCAGCUGGUGCGUGCAGACAUGGCUCGUCUUGUCACGGCCAGCCUGGUCACCAUUCUGCGCCGUGACAUGUCUCUCAACAGACGCCUGUUUGCAUGGCUGUCGGGGUCUGAAGUGAACCUCUCAUUGCUUAACCCUGAACACCCAUUGGUGAAGAGAGCCAGCCAAUCACCUGAGCAUAAUCUUUACUUUCACAUGUACUCCAAGGACAUGCUCGUUCAGGCUAUAAAGGUCACCUUGAACCAAAAUGAUAUUCAAACACCAUAUGACCUGCGUUCAUAUCGACUGCUUGUGUCUUUACUGGAUAAGCCAGACAUUGGGCCAGUUAUACUAGAUGACAUCUUAUUUGAAGUAUUCAGGUCUCUGUAUCUUGCAUGCAACGAGGAGAGCGCCACGAAAGGGAACGGCCUGCCGAAAGGCAGCCAGGAGCUCCUCAAGUCUGCCAACCUGCUGUUCAGCACCCUGGAACCGUUCUACAUCUGGGUGUACAUAGGGACGUUGUUUUCCAGUGCGUGCUCGCGGCACACUGCGCCCAGUGCUAAUGGGCGCCCGGUCAAACCUGUUGGCAGCGGUCAACCCUCCCUGUUGGAAGUGUGUGUACUUGCUGAGUUCUUGCUGGACACUGUGUCGUUGGAGACAUACAUGGACACCACCAGCGAGCACUUGCCCAGCUUGUUCCUGCACAUCGUUGACCAGCUUGUGAACCACUGCCACAGCCUGUCGCCUAGAGAGCUCUCUGCGAGCCUGCAGCUGUGCACCAAGAUUCUGUCCAGGGUGCGGCCGUCCCCGCUCGCCAGCCCGCCGGACUGCUCUGCCAGGAAGACUUCCGAGAGCACGGAGAGCAGGUCGCCCUCCGAGGGCAACCAGGCGGGCGAUGACGCGGCGGGUGAGGUGUUCGAUCGCAGCCGUGCUUACAGCGAUUCCUUCAGUGAAAAGAAGUCGCCCAAGAGCAACAAAGCUGCCGCGAAAACUAAGAAGUCCGCCAGUUCCAAGUUCCGCAUUAAGGGCCUCGGCAAGAACUACAAAGCCCAUUCCAUCAGCACUCCUGUUCUUCUCUCUGUGGUUUCAAAUGAUCCGGAAAGAGUGCCCAGUCAAGAAAAGCAAGACGAAGAUGUCGACUCGGGUCUCGGUACGAGCUUGGGCUCUGGUAUUUCUUUUACGAGUCAGGCACGAUCAAGCUUCGAUUUAACGUCCUAUCACGCAGAAGAGUCUAAAGUUACAGUUGAAGAAACAGAAAGUUUGCAAGUACAGCCACUUGAAAAAGUUCCUGUGUGUGCAUCGCCGGUUCCUACAAAACAACAGUGCAUCUUGGAGCAGUGUAGACGAGAAUAUGAGAAGUUUUAUGUUACUUUUAUCCAGAAAGGACCAAUCUUAGGUGAACACGACAUGGCUAGCUUAUACCAGAAGCUGCUCAUCACAAAGUCGGUGGAUUCCAUCGAAGAGCAUGCUGGUAGGCUUAAAGAACUUUUGGAAGCGUGUUUGAACAGUAGGAAGAACAGUAGUACAGUUGGUUCAAGAGAGUUGGAGUUGGUCAGAAAAGAAGAGCAAGGUGAUUUGAAACAUUGUCAAGUGAUACCAGUUGGUGAUAUAUCUAUUUGGGAGGAUUCAAUGAAAGGAGCAUCAGAUCUGCUCGUAGAACUGUCAACAUUUCCAUCCUAUUGUUUACCAGAGCCGAUAUUGGAUGAUUCAGACUCUUCAGUGGCCGUGCUCCCCGAGUGGCUGCGGGUGCUGGUGGUGUGCUCGUGCUGGCUGGCCGCCAGCCCCUCCCUCCAGCUCGUGGCCAUCUCCACGCUGCUGGACCUCGUGUCGCUGCUGCGCUCCCAGAGCCUGCCGGAGGGCGCGGCCGGUGCCGGCGAGGCCCAGGGCAGCGUGGUGCCCGUCGUGCUGGUCCCCCUGCUCAGGCCGGCCCACGUCGCCUUCAUCGAGCACUCCACCAACGUCGAGCAGGUGCUGGCACACUCCCUGUGGAGCCACCUGGGGCAGCUGCCGUCGCGCUACCACACGACGUGUGUGGAGCUGCUGCACCAGCUCCACGGCGUGCUGCCGUGCAACGAUGCCGUGGAGAGCGUCAUCGGGGAGGCCCUGGCCAGCGGCUGCCCGCAGAGGCAGCUGGAGGCCUUCCAGAGGUUCUCCGUGCUGUGGCACGUGGGGCGGCACGUCGACGCCCACAGCGCCCGCACCUUCGACAAGUGCUUGCUGAAGAUGCUAGACACCCUGCAGACAAUGGAGUGCUGCCCGCUGAAGCUGCAGGCUCAGUCCUGGCUGUUGCACUCGCUCCUGCGCGGCGACGUGUCCCGUCUGCUGGACGCCCUGCUGCUGAUGCUGCUGGACCCGGCCACAGCGCGCAUGAGCGUGCUGCACGUCAGCAUCGCACACUCCGAGCCUGUGCCCGCCCCGGAGGACGACGACGCUGCCAGGAUCUACGCCAUCGGCUCUGUCGACGGCAACGUCAUCUACCACGUCUCCGACCGACCCUCGCGCCGUGCCGACCCCGUCAAGGCCAAGCGGAUCUUCGCCGUCACCACCCUGAUGGCUGGCGGCAAGGGGCGCUGCGUCACGGAGAAGAACCUGUCCCUCGGGGAGGCCGAGUUGCUGUCGUCUUCCGCGACGGGGCGCAAGCGCAACAUUUCCUUGUUCGUGAACCCGUUCGCCGCGAGUGGCAGCAGCAACAACAACUCUGUCGAUUCCACCACGGAGGAUGACUCCACUUCAAACAGCAUCAAGGAUGAUGCUCUGAAGUCCUCGGAAUACCCGACCAAAGCUAAAAGACUCGUUCCGGGGAAGAAAAAUGGUGUAGCCGAGAUCAGUGGCACUGAAGACAAGUUGUCGGCAGAUGAAGAUAGCUCUGAUUUCUUGAAGUGUGCUUCGAGGAAGAGUGUCCAGGAAAAUGAAUAUUCUUCCUCAUCCGAUGAAGGCUCUGCUGUCGUCAGCCGUGCUGCGGAUGACACGAUACCAAGUGAUGGCGAUCUAGAGGUGUCGACAACUGCUGAGGACUAUUUUGGUGCAAGUGGGGAGUCAAGUGUUAGCAUUGUGGAAGACAUUCUUCAUGAUGUGUUGGAUGAUGUUGUCAAUCAGUGCGACAAAUCGGAGGCUGCGCGCCCCGCACCGCCGGUGGUGACCUUCUCGUUCACGCGCCCCGCGCCGCUGCCCCGCGCCGCCCCCGGCGUCCACCCGCUGCACUCCCACCUGCUGCUGUACUGCGGGGUGUACGACUCGGGGCGCGCCCUGUAUGCGCUGGACGCGCUGCGGGCGCUGCUGGCCACCAACCCGCGUGUGUGCCUGUGUGCGGCCGCCACCGCCGGCCCGGCAGCGUCAUCCCCGCGCGCCCCGGCCCUGCUCGGCCUGCUGGCCCGCCACCGCAAGUCCGUGUUCGGCCUCGCCGGCCCCGCCUCCGAGUUCGCUUCCGCCUACAGAAGCAGUAUGUACCUGGAAGUUUUGAUACUGGUGUGCCUGUACUUUGCACGUAGCUUCUAUCCUAACCUGGGACAAAUGAGGCUGACCCAAGAUGAGCUAUCAGGUAACAGACAGGUUCAGCUGGCCAGCACUGAACUGCUGAUGUUGAUUUGCUCAGAGCUGAUCCUGAUAGUGCGCGACAGUGGGAAAGGCUUCGCGUGCUACAUUGCAGAUGUUCUGUCACGCUGCAAAGUGCAGAAAGUCGUGUUGCACUGCGUGCUCUCGAGCGUACACAGCAUGAAGACUGUUGCUGAAAAGGUAAAUGGUGAUAAAUCUUCAUUGACCUUCACUGAGGAAAUAGUGCAGUUCAACAACCCACCAGUUGAUAGGAGUGGAGGAUGCAAGUUCCGCUCAUCAGAUUAUGCAGAGGGUUUCCAGAUCCAAUUACUAAGGCUGCUGCUGUCGCUGCUGAUGCUGGAGCAUCAGGUGAAUGCGCAGAAGGGCGACGCGGACGCUGUGCCGACGGGCGCUGGCAAGGAAACGCAGGCCGCGGCAGGCGCGAAGUCUCCCUCGUCUUCGUUCCAGUUGAAGUAUGUGGCCGGGCUGCCCAUCCCGCAGCAGCCCAUGUUCCUGGCCGCCAUCCUCAGCGCCCUCAGGCAGGAACAUAUGAGGCACAUGCAUCAGCAUUGGACAACUCUUGUGGCAUCUGCACUGCCGUUCAUGGGCCAGUCUCUGAUGCACGUUGUGAUGAGCGUUAUUAAUCAGCUGUGUUCCAACCUGGAGAAGCUGGCUUCUUUCUACAGCAAGAGCUGUGACACAGCCAGCACGAUGCAGAUGUGCUGCCUGCCGCCGGACUACUCGGUGACGCAGCUGGAGGCGCUGACGCUGCUGUGUCAUUACUGCCUCCUGGACAGCACGCAGCAGGUGUCGCAUGCCUUCAGCCAGCAGCUGCUGGCGGGGGCUGCCUCCAUCCAGUUCGGGGUGCCGGGAGCCAACCCGGGACAGAUAUUCAACAACCUCAUCCACGUAUUCAUGCCAUCGCCGCAGCAGGAUGCAGGCAGUGUGAAAGACAAAGCCAGCCAAGCAGAAGCCCAUCUUGCAGCUCGCCGACUGGUGCUCAGUAACUUGCCUCGUAUCAUCGCGAGUGUCGCAGCACUCUGGCAGGCUGUCACUGCCAGCUGUGAGUGGGAGAAGCAAAGCUGUGUGCUGGGGAGCCCACGAGUGGUAAAACACCAGCUGUUGGAGUUCCUGAGUCCAAUCUCGCUUCAUCAUGGAACAAACUUUGUAGCUGCGAUAGCAGUGGCAUGGCAAGAGAGAAAGAGUACCAUCAGCUCAAGCAAGGUGAUACCAGUUGCCAACACGGACCAGCAGGUGCUGGUGUACCUGGUGGGAGCGAUCAGAGCCAUGCCGAUGGACACACUGGUACAGACUGUACACCAGGUGGUGAAGCAACCGCCUCCAAUACAAGGUGCUGGCGAGGACCUGUCCCUGGAGGUGAGCAUGCUGGAGCUGUUCUACUGCUACAUGCAGACGAGCUCGGGGCCGCAGCUGGCGGAGAGCUGGGGGUCCCUGCUGGGGCUGCUCCGGGACGGCCUGGCGCUCUCCCCGCCCGCCCUCUUCCUCAUGCUGGCCGUCCUCAACGAGUUCGUGCAGAAGAUCCCGCCUCUGGCCGAGAAGAAGGACCAGCGAGACCUGCAGGACAUCACCGCCAAGCUUAUAGAAUCAUGUGCUCAAAUUGCCGGCACAAGCCUGGAGCAGACUACGUGGUUACGCCGAAAUUUGGCUGUAAAAGAAGAGGAGCCAUCUCAGGCUGCUUCCAGAGACAAGGAUGGUUCAGUGCUGGGCUCAUCUCCGGCUCAGUACAGCGUGCAGGCGCAGAUGGUGCUGGCGGAGCUGUUGUCCCCACUGCUGGACGUCAGCUACGGCAGCCAGGAGAAGGAGAGGGUGGUCGCGCUCCUCACCACCGUCAUGUACAACAUCACGCCCUACCUCAGGAACCACACGAGGCGUAACGUGCCUUGCUUCCGUGCCUGCUCUCAACUGCUGGCCAACUUGAGCAGUUACCAGUACACUCGCAAAGCCUGGAGGAGAGAUGUCUUUGACUUGUUGCUGGAUUCGACUUUCUUCCAAAUGGAGGGAGACUGCCUGAUUUGCUGGCGCACUGUCGUGGACAACCUCAUGACCCAUGACACCACCACGUUCCGGGACCUCAUGAGUCGGGUUUCGUUGGCGCAGAGUGGUUCUCUGAGCAUCUUCUCCAGUCGGGAGCAGGAGUACGAGCUGCGUGCUCAGCUGCUUAAGAGGCUUGCCUUUGUGAUCCUGUGUAGCGAGACCGACCAGUACCAUAAGUACAUGCCUGAGAUACAAGAGCGCUUGGCGGAUAGUCUGCGCCUGCCGCAAGUGGUGCCGUCAGUGCAGGCCCAAGUGUUCCUGUGUUUCCGAGUGCUGUUGCUGCGCAUGUCGCCCCAGCACGUCACCUCGCUGUGGCCCAUCAUCAUCAGCGAGAUGGUGCAAGUGUUCCUGCACAUCGAGCAGGAGCUGUCUACGGACACAGAGGAGUUCAGGCGGAACAACAGCUCUCACAUCCGUGUGUUGUCUGCCCUGGACGCAUCGUGGGUUGUGAACAGUAGCAACGGACUGCACGCCCACGGCCACCCGCACUGGCUGCAGCUGCAGCUGGCAUCUGCCAAGCUGCUGGACCUGGCCUGCCUGCUGCCUGCCCACCGCCUCCCCCAGUUCCAGAUGUAUCGCUGGGCAUUCGUCGGUGUUGCGAAACCAUCCAACGUGAACAACAACAUACCUGACGAAGGCGUCACUCACACUGGUGCACCAGACUUCGUGCCACACGUGGUCAGGAUCAAGAGACUCAUGGACAAUAAGUUUGGAGGAGCGGUGGAGGCCUCCCGCGCACAGGGCCAGCUGCUGCUGGCGUCGCCCACGAUACGCACGCUGCAGGAGCUGCACGCCUUCUUCACGGCCAUGAGCGCACACUGUUCCUCCACGGCGCUGCGCGACAGCCAGCUCGGCGUGCUGGAAGCCGUGGUGGAGCGGGACUUCCUGGAGCGGCUGCCGGCCCGAUGAAGCUUCCAAGUCCUGUUCUGCUCUUUCGUGUACGUCGGGAUCUCACUGCAAAGCACCCCUCUCUUCAGCGUACGUGCCGUAAUGUACCGAGUACAAGUGCUUGAGGCUCCGUCUCGCAUGCACAGUUGCUUAUUUCAUUUUUGUUCAUUACUAUUAUUUAAAUGAUUUUUCUGAAAGUUAAUCUUUUUUUUUUUUUUGCAUAUGUUACCGUAUUUACUCGUGUAUAGCGCGCCCUCGUGUAUAGCGCGCACCACGAUUUUUGCAACUAAUUCCAAAGAAAAAAAAAAUUGAAAUUUUUUUUUCCCCCAUAAAUAAAUUUUACUAACAUUUUGUGGUACCUGAUUAUUUAAAUUGAUGUGUGGUGAUGCGUCAGGAAAAUACAUAAACUCUGCUGUCUAAACGGAAGAUAAUGAAGCGCUAUAUCGUCACAACUGGUACGUGGAAGGAAGGAAGGAAGGGAGGCGUGCCGCGCUACGUUGCUAAGCUGGCGCGGAGAACUUGAUGACUCACCGGUGAGGAAUGGAGGAAGCGAAGA